AUGGUAGGACUAGGAAACAGCUGCCGAGGGAUGAAGUCUCCACCACUCCUCGUGGCUGCACUUGUGGCGUGCAUCAUUGUUUUGGGCUUCAAUUACUGGAUUGCAAGUUCUCGCAGCAUGGAUCUGCAGGGUCGAAUUAUGGAUCUGGAAGGCAAAGUCCGCAGGGCAGCAGCAGAGCGGGGUGCUGUGCAGCUCAAAAAGAAUGAAUUCCAAGGGGAGCUGGAGAAGCAGCGACAGCAGAUUGAUAAAAUCCAGUCCUUGCACAGCUUUCAGAUGGAACAUGCCAACAGAGUACAUCAAGAAGAGAAGGCAAUGCUGAUGAAUAACAUUACAGUAAGUGGUCGGUUGAUUCAGAGUCUCCGAGAACACUUGAAAGCAUUACAGACAGAAUAUGGCAAGCUACAGCAGGAUGUUUACUGGUUUCAGAAGAAUCAGACUAACCUCCAGAGGAAGUUCUCAUUUGACCUGUCGCAGUGCAUCAACCAGAUGAAAGACUUCAAAGAACAAUGUGAAGAAAAGAUAGAUGAGCUUACAAAAAAGGGUAGCAGUGUACCACAAAUGAAAGAAAACAAAGACUUCCCAGAAGAUUCAAAAAAAUAUAACCAGGUCAGUACUCAACUGCCAGCCGUGAAGCAAAGAGAGUUCAAGCAGGCUGAUUUGGAACAGCAGAAACCCAGUGAAGAUGUACCUAAAGCACUACCUACAGUAAGAAAGACUGUCCUGCUGCAGGCUAAUGAAAGAACAGAUGGCCUACCUGACAUCAGAAGAAAGGAGCCUAAGGCAGAAGAGGAGCAGCUUUCUAGUCAACUGAAAAAACCACAAGAUUCACUCAAAGCUGCUGCGGAACACAGGGAGACGCUGCUUGAGUCAGAAAAGGAGCCAAAUCCACCUGAAGAUGAAAAGCAUAUAGCUGAGCAGGAAAGGUUACAGCCAGCAGCAGAGCAGGCUGCCAGUGAGGAAAUUGAGAGGGAACAGCUCCUAAAUUAUGAUGCUAAGCAGGAUGACUCACCCCCUGGAAAGCCUGACAAACAGGAACACGAAACAGUGAACCAGGACAAGGAUGUUGAUUACAAUUUAGAUGAGAAUGAAGCUGAAUCAGAAACAGACAAGCAAGCAGCACUUGCAGGGACUGAAAAUGUUCAAAACCCUGAAGAUAUGAAGAACCAGUUAAAUGAGCAUGGUGAAGAACCACACAGGUGGUGA
Molecule: messenger RNA, 1203 nt
Organism: Acanthisitta chloris (rifleman)
Lineage: Eukaryota; Metazoa; Chordata; Aves; Passeriformes; Acanthisittidae
Gene: GOLM1
Product: golgi membrane protein 1
Exons: 9
Coding region: 1-1203 (400 amino acids)
Cellular component (GO): Golgi apparatus
Source: RefSeq, a predicted model, not a curated record